This is a messenger RNA of Acanthisitta chloris (rifleman), 882 nucleotides long. RefSeq names its product corticosteroid 11-beta-dehydrogenase isozyme 1-like. The transcript is spliced from 6 exons. Bases 1 to 882 code for a protein of 293 amino acids. Gene Ontology annotation, cellular component: endoplasmic reticulum membrane; intracellular membrane-bounded organelle. NCBI's taxonomy places the organism in Eukaryota, Metazoa, Chordata, Aves, Passeriformes, Acanthisittidae. Gene Ontology annotation, molecular function: 11-beta-hydroxysteroid dehydrogenase (NADP+) activity; steroid binding. Gene Ontology annotation, biological process: steroid catabolic process. The record is from RefSeq and is a predicted model, not a curated record.
AUGGGUUUGCUCCUGAAGAUUUUAAUCCCCUUGCUGGGAGCAGCACUGGCCUUUCAUUUUUAUUCAGCACCUAAGAAUUUUUCUCCAGAGAUGCUCCGGGGGAAACGGGUGAUCGUGACAGGAGCCAGCAGUGGCAUUGGGGAGCAGAUGGCAUAUCACCUGGCACGCAUGGAGGCACACCUACUGCUCACAGCACGGACUGAGGCCAAGCUGCAGAAAGUUGUGGAGCGAUGCCUCGAGCUGGGUGCUGCCUCUGCUCACUACAUCAGUGGCUCUAUGGAGGACACCACAUUCCCCUACAGGGUGGUGGAGGAGGCUGAGAACACCUGGGGUGGCCUCGAUAUGCUCAUCCUAAAUCAUGUCAGUUACUUUGACUUCAACUUCUUCAAUGGGAAUGUUGAGCAAGUACGAAUACUCAUGCAGAUCAACUUCCUCAGCUACGUGGCCAUGGCCACAUCUGCCCUGCCCAUGCUGAAGGAGAGUGAGGGCAACAUCGUGGUGGUUUCAUCCAUGGCAGGUAAAACUGGUGUCCCAUUUAUUGCUCCUUAUGCCGCAACUAAGUUUGCCUUAGAUGGAUUUUUCAGCUCCUUGCGCCAGGAAUUCGUCAUGGACAAGGUCAAUGUCUCCAUCACACUCUGUGUCCUGGGCUACAUCAACACAGAGAAUGCUGUGCAAGCCAUUUCCCAUGUCAUCCGGGACACGCCAGCGCCGAAGGAGGAGUGUGCACUGGAGAUCAUCAAGAGUGGAGUGCUGCGCCAGAGGGAACUGUACUACCCCUCUGGGCUGUUGAGCAGCAUGGUCCUCCUCCGGAGCAUAGCCCCUGAAUUCCUUGAUUCCACAGUCAGGAGCAGCUAUAACGUGGAAAACCUCAGAAGAAGAUAG